GUCUCUUUCUCCCCCUCUCUUUUCUUUCUCUCCUCUGAUGUUGUUACUUAUUGUUGUCAGACAUGUUACUGUUUGGUUUGCUAAAUGUUGUCUGUGUAUCUCCAGCUGAUGAGGACGUGUGCUGACCUGUUCCGCCUGCUGCCCUUCAUGGUCUUCAUCAUUGUCCCCUUCAUGGAGUUCCUGCUUCCGGUCUUCCUCAAGCUCUUCCCUGAGAUGCUGCCCUCCACCUUCGAGACAGAGACCAAGAAGGUGGAGAAGCAGAAAAAGGGUCUUGCUGCUAAGCUAGAGCUGGCUAAGUUCCUCCAAGAGACCAUAGCAGAGAUGGCUAAGAGGAACAAGACCAAGGCUUUGACCGAGGAUGAGACGCAGCGCUUCUCCACCUAUGUACAGAAGGUGCGUCACACAGGGGAGCAGCCCACCACUAAGGACAUCGUCAAGUUCUCCAAGCUGUUUGAAGACGAGUUGACGCUGGAGCAUCUAGAGCGCCCCCAGCUGGUGGCCCUAUGUAAGCUGCUAGAGCUGCAGCCCAUAGGAACCAAUAACCUGCUCCGCUUCCAGCUGAUGAUGCAGCUGAGAACCAUCAAAGCAGACGAUGAGGUGAUCGCCACUGAGGGUGUGCCUGCUAUGAGUGUGUCAGAGCUGCAGGCAGCAUGUCGUAGCAGAGGGAUGAGGUCACUGGGUCUGACCACUGACCAGCUACGCCAGCAGAUGCAACAGUGGUUGGACCUGCACUUGAAGGAGAACGUUCCUCCCUCUCUGCUGCUGCUCUCCAGAGCCAUGUACCUGACCGACGUCAAACCCAUCAUACCCGUCAUACCCCCUGUACCCAAACUAGAGAAGGCCACUCCUCCCCCGUCUGAGAUCCCAGAGGGAACAACAGCUUCCUCCUCAGACUUACUGGUGGACCCAGCUCUGGUCAUCAAAGACAGGCUGGCGGAGGAGGUGAGAGACAAGGCUGCCAUCGUCUCAGACAAACCUCCUACCCCUGCCCAGGUUAUCCAGGCUAAAGGAGCAGAUGCGUCCCAGAAGAGCAAGAUGAGCGCCAAUGGAGUGUGAGCAGGAGGUAACAGUGAGCAGGACUGUAGGGGCUUGACCACACCCCAACCCUGUGUCCUCAUGGGUGGGGGGCCUAGACAAUCAAGCUAAUCUACAACCUAAGGGAUCAGUCAACCCAACCACCCGUCUGCCCUCCUUAACGCCGCCUCCUCCUGAGUCUAAGAUCCCUGUAUAGCCAAUGGGCUCGGUGUCUGAUGGAGAGAGGGGUCAUUUACUCAUCAUAAGAUCAUCACAUGAGAUGAUAAUGUCGUCAGAUCAGACGACGUUUGACUAAAAUGACACUUUGCUCUCUUUAAUUCUGUCCAUGGAUCAGUCCCCUCUCAUCUCUGGCUACACCUGGAGUGAGGCCGCUGACAGGCGUUUCAAACGGGACAUGGACCUCUGCUCUGUCUGUUCAUAAGUCUCUGGUUCUUCUCACCUUCAUCUAUUUGGUUUCAAGUUCAUGCACUCCAUCCAUUGUGUUUCACACUCAAACUCAGCAGGACAAUGUAAUGUAACGAAAACUCUGAAAAGUCCCUGGAUUGGGACCGUUUUGUUUUGGGGAUCACAGUAACCCAGUGAUGUAACAAAUAUUAUUAUAAUUUUUAUGUAGACACCGGCUGGUUGGUUGGUCUGGUGUAACUUUAGUCUGUUUCACUUCAGGUUGUAUUUAGACUCAGAUUCAUUAGGCGUUGAAGCUGAUUCCUCUUGACUAGAUAUACCUCAAAGACGAAAGCAGUGGGUGGCCGCGGUGUUAAAGGCGUCUGCAUGCUUCCCAGCCGAAACAGUUCGGUAGAGUUCGUGCAUACACUACCGUUCAAAAGUUUGGGGUCACUUAGA
Messenger RNA from Coregonus clupeaformis (lake whitefish), 1875 nucleotides. RefSeq names its product LETM1 domain-containing protein LETM2, mitochondrial-like. Gene Ontology annotation, biological process: intracellular monoatomic cation homeostasis. Lineage: Eukaryota; Metazoa; Chordata; Actinopteri; Salmoniformes; Salmonidae. Gene Ontology annotation, molecular function: ribosome binding. The record is from RefSeq and is a predicted model, not a curated record. The transcript has 7 exons. Gene Ontology annotation, cellular component: mitochondrial inner membrane. Bases 85 to 1056 code for a protein of 323 amino acids.